Molecule: messenger RNA, 1533 nt
Organism: Brachypodium distachyon (stiff brome)
Lineage: Eukaryota; Viridiplantae; Streptophyta; Magnoliopsida; Poales; Poaceae
Product: GDSL esterase/lipase At3g26430
Exons: 5
Coding region: 115-1305 (396 amino acids)
Molecular function (GO): hydrolase activity, acting on ester bonds
Source: RefSeq, a predicted model, not a curated record
UCCCUGUCCAGCACCAGUCAAACACGGCACCAAUGCCAGACGACUGUUCUCACCUGGGGAGGAUACAAUCCUCGUCCCUGCCUCAGUGUCACCCACACAGGGAAGAAGUGGGGAAUGGCCUCGGCUCAUGGCUGCACCACCAUGGCGACCACCAAAUCCGUGCUGAUAUCCUUAGUGCUGGCGUUGUUGCAACUCUCCGCGAUGGUGCGUUCCGAUUCUCCAUGCGACUUCCCGGCGAUAUUCAACUUCGGCGACUCCAACUCCGACACCGGCGGGCUGUCGGCUCUCUUCUCCGCGGUGCUGCCGCCCUACGGCCGCACCUUCUUCGGCAUGCCCGCCGGCCGGUACAGCGACGGCCGCCUCACCAUCGACUUCAUGGCUCAGAGCCUGGGACUGCGUUACCUCAGCGCGUACCUGGAUUCGAUCGGGAGCAACUUCACGCAGGGAGCCAACUUCGCGACGGCCGCCGCGACGAUCAGGCGGGACAACGGGAGCAUAUUCGUGCAAGGCUACAGCCCCAUUUCGCUGGUCGUGCAGACCUGGGAGUUCGAACAGUUCAUCAACAGAAGCAAGUUCGUCUACAGCAACAUAGGGGGGAUUUACCGGGAGAUCCUGCCGAAACCGGACUACUUCUCCAAGGCGCUGUACACCUUCGACAUGGGCCAAAACGACCUCACCGUGGGGUACCUCACCAACAUGACAACCGAACAGGUCGAGGCCUACGUCCCCGAUGUCAUGGAGAGGUUCGCCGAAGGCAUCCAGAGCGUGUACAGGCUUGGAGGGAGGUACUUCUGGGUGCACAACACGGCGCCGCUCGGCUGCCUGCCGUACGCCGUGGUGUUCCGCCCUGACCUCGCCGAGGAGAAGGACGGCGCCGGCUGCUCCGUGGCCUUGAACAGGGGCGCCCAGUUCUUCAACGCGCGGCUGAACGAGACCGUGGCCCGCCUCAGGGCGGCACUCCCCGACGCCGCCUUCACCUACGUCGACGUCUACUCCGCCAAGUACAAGCUCAUCAGCCAGGCCAAGAAGCUCGGUUUCGGGGACCCUCCUCUGCGGGCGUGCUGCGGGUACGGCGGCGGGGAGUAUAACCUCGACAGGGACAUCCGGUGCGGCGCGAGGGCCGAGGUGAACGGCACGUCGGUGCUGGUGGGGAAGUCGUGCGAGGACCCGUCCAGGAGCGUGAACUGGGACGGCAUCCACUUCACCGAGGCCGGGAACAAGUUCGUGUUUGAUCAGAUCGUCGACGGCGUUCUCUCUGACCCGCCCGUGCCGCUGAGGCGGGCGUGCCAGGGCAAAGGGCGAUGAUGAGCAACCUCGUUGUGUAUGCGUACUCGUGAGUUGUACUUGUAACGAGGAAAACCACACUGGUAAAGAAAAUGAGCAUAUAAAUUUAGUGAGCGUACAUAUGGCCACGACGGAACUGGGGUGCGUUUUGCACUUUACGAGUACCUUCACGGUGUGUGCCAAAUAGUGGUGAGCACAUAAAUCGUUUUUUAACAUUGUGAGCAGUUGCUAAAUCAGAAAAUUUUGAAA